Messenger RNA from Orbicella faveolata, 2644 nucleotides. RefSeq names its product synaptophysin-like. The record is from RefSeq and is a predicted model, not a curated record. NCBI's taxonomy places the organism in Eukaryota, Metazoa, Cnidaria, Anthozoa, Scleractinia, Merulinidae. Gene Ontology annotation, cellular component: membrane; synaptic vesicle.
GGGAUUUGACCCUACAAAUCGCUGGGAUACAAAGAAACUCCAAGGGGAAUCACCCAGCCUUACUUUCUAUCAGCCGUAGAAUUUCGAUAUGUCUGAUUCAAAAUUGCAUUUCCCCGCCAAGCAGACAAGUCCAAAUUCACGGAAGUCCGCGAAUACGAGGACGGGAUGAUAGAUUAACCGCGGGGUAUCCCCUAGAGGUCAUCCUCUCCCCCUACCCCUCCCACUGGUUCCAGGCUUGUUCUUAGCAUUUCAUUUUCGCCGCUACGGUACGCUUCGAACGGUGCUUUUUCAGAUCAGCUUGUCCGAGUUGUGGACAUUACAAAACUUGCUUCCUCUGUGCGAUGGCGUUGCUCUAUCGAGGUGAAUCACGAUGGAAGAUUCUAAAGCAUCCUGUGUUCUGGAUUAAGGUCAUCGAGAUUGUCCUCUGUAUAAUCAUUGCCCCCUUAUGCAUCUCAUACAGUGACAAGGCAGGAGUAUAUAUCAGAAACAGCGACAAAAGUUUUAACAUCACCGUCAAAUACCCAUUUGAUUACAACAACAGAACUGUGGUGUUCACAGAUGAAGAUGAGCCACUCGAUAGCUUCAACUUUGACCCAGCCAUUCAAGUUUGUGUACGGCUGUUUGUUGCUGUUGUCAUAGUAACAGGAAUUACUGCAGCUGUGACAUUGUUGAUGUCGUGUGCAGUUCAUAAAAAUGAGCGUGUCGCCAACAAAGUUUCAAUUGCAGAGAUAUUUGUGACUGUUGUGAUGGCAUUUCUACUUGUCAUAAGCACUAGCCUGUGGCUGUAUAACCUUCUUGACUUGAGGAAAGAGGUGGAAGAUGAAGUUGUCAAUGCUAUCACAUCUCUCGGGCCAGUAAGGUGCAAGGAUUGUGUGGAAUUCCUGCCAGAUUAUUCUGCACUAUUUGCUUCAGUGGGCCUUGCUUACUUGCUGUUUUUGAUAUGGCUGUGCAACACAGUUCUGGUUUUCCGUGACACUGUGAUGACUUCUGAUGAAGUGAAUGCUUCCAGUUCUUUAAUCUGGGCUCAGGAGCUGUCAGAGAAAACUCCUGAAACUAGAACGAAAGAGACUAGUGCUUAGAAGAGAACAAGAUAUGAAAGUGGUCAAAGUAACUGUACUACUGGGCAAAUAACCACCCAACCCCCCAACCCUCCAACUGCCCACCCCCCCCCAAAAAAAAACAUGAAAUAUAUUGUCUGCUUUCUGUCCCAAGAGGGAGAGAGGGUGUUAAUGAAGAAAACCAAUUAUUGACUGGGACAUGCUAAUAAAGUUUUAAUUAAAUGCUCAUUAAAUGCUCUCUUGAUUAGAGCAAAGAAUUGUUUACAAUUUUUUCAUGCCCUUUAUUUAAACUAGUUACACUGAAUGUAAAAAAGGUUAUAAAUAUGAACUUGGAAAUUAAUUGUGUCUGACAUUAUGGACAAUCUCAAUCCUACCCCUCCCCCACAGGUGUCUAUAAGCACAUGGCAAAACUCCCUUGCACCACGCUGUGAGUUCUUCCCAUCCCUCCCUCUAGUUUCUAUAACACCAACAAAUUAGGUAAUAUUAAUCCCAUCUGCUAAAUUUAGAAACAAUUCAUAUUUCCAUGGAAUGCAUCAUCUUCUAUAGUUUGAUCAAAGGAAAUUUGCACCCCUUUACAGUUACCACAAGUAUGGCUGUUUGCCACCAGUACAGUAGGUUUGACCACUUCAUUGAGGUGUUAAGCCAUCGUUUGUAUCUAACCCUUUCACUCUCAGCUAGUGCCACAGCUCAAAAUUAAAAAGGAAAUAUUCCAAUGUUGAUUAGAGGUACUUUCCAAUAGCUUUUAGUUGAAUGGACAUGUACUAGGUUUUCAUCCACAGACUUAAAAGUCAGAACCACCUUACACAGUAUGAUAAACAGUAACCCAAUGGUUCUGUUCAGUAGCUUUCAUUUGAAUAGCCGCACCUUAGGAUUUGAUUCAUAGACGUCAAAGUUUGAACUGUAUUGACCUCAAGGUUCAACCCCACUGGUAGUGAAAGGGUGAGGUCACAUCAAAAUAACUGUAGAAGCUGUGACAAACUAAGGAAAGUCCCCUAAAUUUAACUAAAAUGCACCCCUGUGACAAGAGAGAGUUAACUGAGUAGCUUAUGCUGUUAGUUUGGUCAUUCUCAAUCCCUUUGAAACAAUUUCUGUGAGUUUUCCAAGCUUCAAUAUGAAAUUGAUGUGACUUAAAUGCUACAUGCAUACAUAAGGUCUUCAUUUCCUAUAAAUACAUUUUACUUUUUUGGGAUAAUUAUUUUGAUCUUGAAGACAAGAAAAUUUUAGAUAAUAGUUAAAUGCAUUUAAAAUUUUUGCUACAGAAUAGCCAGCAUAGCCAGUAAUAUUUCAAGUAAACAGUUUGUUCACUUGGUUGAUGUAACUAGUACAUUAGAUUAGGUAGCAUAUUUUAAAGUGUUUUAUCUCAAAAAUAUAUUUCUCCCAAUUUAUUAUAAUUAUAUUUCUUCAUUGUUUGGGUUUCCAUUAUUAAUAGUAAAUAUGUACAUUUAUGAGAUUGUGUGACAAAUUAAGCACUGUUUAAAGCUCUUGGAAUGAAAUAUAUUGAAAUAUUGAUUGAAGUCAAUCAAAUGCAAUUUAAGAACAAUAUGUUUUAUAUGAAUAUUAAAGAAUCAAUCUAUUUUUUUAAAAAA